AUGUCGUGUUGUAAACUUGGGCCGGGAUACGCUUCCCCACUUGACGCAUUUAGGAAUGGCCCUAGGGAGGGGUUGCUUUACGUGGUGUGCGUUCAACCAGACCAGAGCAAGCAAGACUACCUAGCUACAGUGGAUGUCGAUCCAAAUUCACCUACGUACAGUCAGGUAAUUCAUAGAACGUAUACAGGCAGUGUGGGAGACGAGCUACACCACAGUGGAUGGAAUGUGUGUUCAAGCUGCCAUGAUAAUCCUGAGCUUAAGAGAAAUCUACUUAUUUUACCUGCCUUACACUCUUGCAAGGUUUUCGCUAUCGAUGUUGGCACAAACCCUAGAAAACCAGAACUUCAUAAGGUAAUCGACAGUUCUGAGAUGAGGUCAUUCAACUGCACUUUCCCGCAUACAGCUCACUGCCUUGCUAGUGGCGAAAUCAUGAUUUCGACCAUGGGUGAUGAGAAUGAAAACGGAAAAGGGGAGUUUGUACUUAUUGAUGCGAAAACUUUGAAAGUGACAGGAACUUGGACAAAAGGAAAGACAGCCAAAUUUGGUUAUGAUUUUUGGUACCAGCCCUACCAUGAUGUUAUGGUUGCUUCUGAGUGGGGUGUACCAAAAUAUUUUAAAACAGGUUUUCAUGCAGACGAUAUUCCUAAUCUUGAAAGAUACGGGACUUUAAUAAAUGUUUAUAAAUGGUCUACACACGAGCUAGAGCAAGUCAUAGAUUUAGGUAGCGAGGGUUGUGCGCCCCUUGAGAUCAGAUUUCUCCAUGAUCCUAAAUCCGCUGAAGGAUUUGUUGGGUGCGCUGUUGAAGCUAAUAUAUACAGAUUUUAUAAAUCCGAUGACGGGAAGUGGGCUGCUGAUAAAGUUAUCGAUAUUCCAGCAAAAACGGUUUUAAAGGACGGUGUUGAAAAUAAAGUUAAUGGUCUAAUAUCUGACAUUCUUUUAUCACUGGAUGACAAAUAUUUAUACUUUUCUUGUUGGCUUCACGGGGACGUCAGACAAUACGACGUAUCCGACCCAAAGAAUCCAAAACUUACUGGAAAAGUUCAAUUAGGAGGACAAAUCGCAAAUUACGGACUGAAAGUUAUUGAAGAUAAGGAAAUGGAGGUACCACCAACACCAGUCUUUCUAAAAGGCAAGCAACUACAAGGAGGUCCCCAGAUGCUACAAUUGUCUUUAGACGGGAAACGCCUUUAUGUAUCUUCCUCACUCUACUCUCCAUGGGAUAAGCAGUUUUAUCCGCAAAUGACUAAAGAGGGAGGCUGGAUAGUAAAAUUGGACGUGGACACUGUUAACGGAGGCAUGAAAUUGGAUCCAGAUUUUCUUGUAGACUUCGGCAAGGAACCGAACGGACCCGUACUGCCGCAUGAGAUGAGAUACCCAGGAGGUGACUGCACGUCUGAUAUUUGGUUAGCUGAAAAG
Messenger RNA from Brenthis ino (lesser marbled fritillary), 1416 nucleotides. The record is from the annotation of a GenBank genome assembly. Lineage: Eukaryota; Metazoa; Arthropoda; Insecta; Lepidoptera; Nymphalidae.